AUGGAUGAAGUUGUCAAGUCAGAGCAAUCGAGAGUAGUUGGCCAACGCACAGUAUUUGGUUGGAUAGUAUCCGGACCAAUCGAAUGCACACAUUGUUCAAUAAAGGUAUCUCUAUCAGCUGUACGAGAAUCUUCGAGUGAACAACUUCUAGAGCUUCUCCAGAAAUUUUGGGUCCAGGAAGAACUGCCAAACAAGAGAUCAUCAACAUCAGAGCUUUCACCAGAUGAGUACGAGUGCGAGAUACACUUUAGAGCAACUCAUAGCAGAGACAACACCGGGCGAUACAUCGUGAGACUGCCGCUCAAAACUUCAGCUGCAGCGCUAGAAGAAUCGAAAUUCAAAGCAGCACAUCAACUCAAAUCGAUCGUGAGUAGACUCAACACAGAUCAAGCAUACUCCCAGUUGUACAGAGAGUUCAUCAACGAGUACGCAGCACUGGGGCACAUGAGAAUAGCACCAGAGCCUCCAGAACCCGUGCCAGCCUACUAUCUUCCACAUCACGGGGUACUGAGAGAGGAGGCCAUCACGACGAAGCUGAGAGUCGUAUUCAAUGGCUCUAGCCCCAGUUCAUCAGGUAUGUCACUUAACGAUAUACUGUAUUCUGGUGAAAAAUUGCAGAACGAUGCCAUGGUUAUCCUGACUUGGAUGAGGAGGCACAGGCUCGUAUUUGGCACGGAUAUUGUCAAGAUGUUUCGCCAGAUACGAGUUCACCAAGAUGACUGGAUUUUCAGAGAAUCCUGUGGAUCGACGAGAAUCAACAACCAUUCACCUACCAGUUAA
Diachasma alloeum is the source of this 780-nucleotide messenger RNA. RefSeq lists its product as uncharacterized. Lineage: Eukaryota; Metazoa; Arthropoda; Insecta; Hymenoptera; Braconidae. The record is from RefSeq and is a predicted model, not a curated record. The transcript has a single exon. Bases 1 to 780 code for a protein of 259 amino acids.